This is a messenger RNA of Misgurnus anguillicaudatus (oriental weatherfish), 8272 nucleotides long. RefSeq names its product adhesion G protein-coupled receptor A1b (gene adgra1b). NCBI's taxonomy places the organism in Eukaryota, Metazoa, Chordata, Actinopteri, Cypriniformes, Cobitidae. Gene Ontology annotation, biological process: cell surface receptor signaling pathway; G protein-coupled receptor signaling pathway. The record is from RefSeq and is a predicted model, not a curated record. Gene Ontology annotation, molecular function: G protein-coupled receptor activity; protein binding. Gene Ontology annotation, cellular component: glutamatergic synapse; postsynaptic density; plasma membrane.
UUGAUGAAGUUUCAGUUUGCUGUACGAGUCAGGAUUCAUACAACAGUUUCUUCACCCACAGCUAAACUAAAUAAUUCAACUCAAACCACUGAUGUUAACACUGAAACGCGAACUGGUAACGAGCGGACGUGCACGCACAGAUUGAAAGAAAAGUUUUUUCUUGUUCUUGAAGAAUAAGGACACGUGUAAGGUUUCAGGAUGCAAACUUUACUGCAGUUGCAUCCUAACUGCAAUAUGUGUGCUUGAUAUGAAGAUGACGAGGAUGAUGGUGCUUGUGUGCGCGGCGAUUAUUGGAUGUUGGAGAUGCGCUCUGAGCAACAGAUACUGUCCUGAUUUAAUGAUUGACAGCUGUCACUGUACCGCCGAGAGAUCAAAGGAGUUUAAUAGACAGACCGUCCGCGUCAAAGUCAUUUGUGACGACGCGGACCUGACGGAGACCAUGCCGCCCAGCUCUUUACCCAACAACACGGUGUCACUACUCCUGAGCAACAAUAAGAUCUCAGUAGUGAGAAAUAACUCAUUCACCAGACUGGGAUCUCUGGAGAGAUUAGAUCUCAGAGGGAAUCUCAUCAGCAGAAUUUCUCCCGGUGCAUUUAAUGGUCUGACAGCUCUGAAGAGAUUGGAUCUCUCCAACAACAGGAUUGGUUGUUUCUCUCCUGAUAUGUUUCUCAACCUUGGCCGCCUCUCAAAACUUAAUUUGUCUGGGAAUAUUUUUUCCACACUGCCGGAGGGUCUGUUCACACAUUUGCCUUCCCUGAGAACUCUACACUUCAGCACAGAUUAUCUGUUCUGUGACUGUCAGCUGCAGUGGUUGUUGGAGUGGAUCAGAGCUCAUUCACUACGUGUAGGAAAUGAAAGCGUAUGUGUGUAUCCCACCCGGCUUCAUGGUCUUGAAUUCAGCUAUCUUCAAGAACAUCAGCUAACAUGUGACGGACCUCUGGAGCUCCCUGUCCUCCAGCUGAUCCCGAGUCAGAGGCAGCUGGUGUUUCAUGGUGAUCGUUUGCCUUUGCAGUGCACAGCCUCUUAUCUCCAUCCUUCAGUCAAACUCACAUGGGUUCAUGAGCAGCGGCCCGUGCACACGCUGGAGGAGAGAAGUGUGCACGUGGAGGAAAGCAUCAUUCAUGACUGUUGCCUCAUUACCAGUGAGCUCAUUUUAUCCAACAUUGAUGUCAGUGUUUCCGGUAAUUGGCAGUGUCAUGUGACCAGUUCCCGUGGCAACAGCUCAAUCGGCAUGGAGAUCGUGGUUCUGGAGACGUCUGCGGUGUACUGUUCGGCUGAGAGGAUCAGCACUAAUAAAGGUGACUUCAGGUGGCCGAAGACUUUAGCUGGACUUAUGGCUUUCCUACCCUGUACAGUUCCCAGCUUUAGCUCCGCCUCUCACGAGAAGAGGGCGUGGCGUAGGUGUGACAGAACAGGCCAUUGGACAGAGGACGAUUACAACCAGUGUUCCUAUACAAGCGAGUUAACCCGCAGCCUGCACAAAUUCACACAGAUACCAGUAAAUAUUUCUACUGCUCUGGCUUUAGCGCAGCAGAUCUCCUCUUUCACCAGCAGGGCGGCACUCUUUGGAGACAUGAUGGAUGUCAUAUUUGUUACGCACCUCGUAGAAAGACUCACACGUUUGGUUGAUCAUAUCAGAGAGUUGUGUGAUCACGUGUUCGACAUUGCCAGUAACAUGAUGCAGGUGGAUGAACACAUUCUCUGGAUGGCACAGAACGAAGCUCGCGCCUGUACGCGUAUCGUCCAGUGUGUGGAGCGAAUCGCGGAUGUCGUGCUCAACACAAACACAUCCAUCUUAUCAAAGAUCUCUCCUAACAUUGCUCUAGAGGCUUUUAGGAUCCAAUCAUCUGGUGUCAUGGGUUUAUUGUGUACUGUGGUGCAGCGUUUGCAUAUAGCGCCCCCUAUGCCCGACAGUAAGGGGGUUGAUGAUACCGGGACAGAGCAGAACACCCUGUUAAACAUCAGAUGUCACACUGUCAAUGCUUCGGGGUCACCCAUCAACCAGCUCAGCCAGGACACGGUGCCCAUCGCCUCCAUACAUUUGCCGCUGUCUAUAGAUAACGGCACCUGCACCCUGCAGCUCAUCGUCUUCCGCAAUGGGAAACUCUUUCCUCGCACCGGGAAUUCGUCAAAUCUUGCGGAUGAUGGGAAGCGCAGAAGCGUUUCGACACCAGUUGCGUUCACCAAAUUAGAUGGGUGUAGCCCCGUGCAGCCCGUGACAGUCUCUCUUCGACACUGGUCUUUGGGUGUAGACCCCACCGCAGCAUACUGGGAUUUUGAGCUGCUCGAUGGACACGGCGGCUGGAGGGCGGAUGGGUGCCACAUAACAGGCUCCGGACACAACGCGACCACCAUCAGCUGCGCGCAGGGCCACAGCAACCUCGCCGUGCUCAUGGAUCUGAAGAAGGUCUUGUCCUUCCCUCCGUACCCUGGAGACUUUCUGCACCCGGUGGUGUACGCCUGCACGGCCGUUAUGCUUCUGUGUCUGUUCGCCUCCAUCAUCACCUACAUAGUGCACCACAGCACAAUCCGAAUCAGUCGGAAAGGAUGGCACAUCCUCCUGAACUUCUGUUUCCACACGGCUCUCACAUUCGCCGUGUUUGCUGGAGGCAUUAACCGAAUCAAGUAUCCAAUCAUCUGUCAGGCUGUGGGUGUGGUCCUGCAUUUCUCCUCUCUGUCCACUAUAAUCUGGUUGGGUGUGACUGCACGAAACAUCUACAAACAGGUGACCAGGAAAGCACAGCAAGCACAAGAUGGAGAUCUUCCUCCAGCUCAACCUGCCAAAUCUCCCAUGCUGAGAUUUUAUUUAAUCAGUGAAGGAGUUCCCAUCAUUAUCUGUGGUAUCACGGCAGCCAUCAACACUGAGAACUAUGGCAGCGGUGAACAGACACCAUUUUGUUGGAUGGCAUGGGAGCCCAGUUUAGGUGCGUUUUACGCACCCACCACCUUCAUCGUACUGGUGACCUGUAUUUAUUUCCUCUGUACCUUCAUUCAGCUGCGCAAACACCCUGAGAGGAAAUAUGAGCUGAAGACGGUUACAGAAGAGCAGCAGAGAUUGGCAGACGUUACACAUUGUCACCAUCAGGGGGAACCAGAAGCUCCUGGAAGUGAUGGAGGACGUUGCCAUGAAGGUUGUCCUGGGCUCAUUAACCCUUGUCUGUUGGUAAAUGAGCACUCAUUUAAGGCCCAGCUGCGGACCGCUGCCUUCACGCUGUUUUUGUUCAUGGCAACAUGGACGUUCGGCGCCUUGGCCGUAUCGCAGGGUCAUUUUCUGGAUAUGAUCUUUAGUUGCCUGUACGGGGCGUUUUCCGUCACACUCGGUUUAUUCAUCCUUAUCCACCACUGCGCCAAACGCGAUGACGUGUGGCACUGCUGGUGCUCGUGUUGCCCUGGUAGACGACCCAAGAGUUGCCAGGGUCACGUCCACGGGCGGCCCAAAGUCAAUGUUAACGGUGACACCCAUAGCCACUGCCAUCCAGAUUCACCUUGUCCUGGUAAAUCGAUACUGAGUCACUCGCAUUGCCGAGGCUCCGGUGGCCUUUGUAAGCGGAGCGGACAGAAUCACGUGACCUGCCUGUCGCCGGUUUCACCCUGCUGCGCCGUUCUACACACGCAGGACGAGGCGAGCCCUCGCGUGCUGCUUCACGCCGACCCAGAAGGUUAUAGGCCCGCCGUGCACCUCCAUCGCUGCUUGAAGCCCUCCAGGACUAAGGCGAGACACCAGGGCUGCCACCGGGCUGUCGACAGGGAGUUGUCCUUCCACAUCACUUCGUCUAGCGCAGAUGGAGGUAGCGCCCACAGCUCACGCACCAACAGCCCGCACAGCCUGCAUGAGCGCCAGGGCCACGUUUGCCAUCUGGCGCACGAAGGGCACCACCUUUGCCACCACGAGGCUCCAGUUUGCCACGCCGCGCUAUGCCAUCAGCACGUGUGCUGCGCCAAGGACGAGCUUCUUUGCCAGCCAGAGGCGGGCGAGACUGGCACUUUCCUUUGCAGCUGUGGGAAGAUAGCAGAGGAUGAAAUAAUGGCAACGCAUCACGCUCCCAUUGAGAUGCAUCCUCGCAGACAAUCCAUCAAUCUGCGCAAUCAGAACGGAAUUCUUAAAGGAAGCGUGAAUGAGGGUCUGAUUUAUCCUGCUGAUACAACAGGGAAUAUACGCACCGGACCCUGGAGAAAUGAAACUACUGUGUAGUUUAAGUGCAAUGAACUUAACUUCCAACGCUAGGAAUUAAAAAAGGAACUUGUUGUACCGUCACAAGUUUUAUGAACUCUUUUCAGCAUUCAUCAUUGUACAGGAUGUUGGCAUCGAUUCCUUAAAUCUUACAAAUGAAACACAAGCAUCAGAUUUGGAGCACACAUUCACUGGCCGUGUACACACUGCUGCUUUAUACGAUUGCCACUUCUCUACAUUACAUUUCCAUUCGUGCACUUGGCAGAUUUCUUUAAUCCAUGAAUCAAACAUUUUAAUCAGUAUGUGAGUUCCUUGGGUUCAAACCCAUGACCUUUUGCAAUGCUCUACCAUUGAGCUAUACAUGAACAGUUUGCUAAUAGUAUUGUUUUAGUGUUGUUGUAGUGCCUGAUUCACUAAUGUAAUUAUUAAAUUCAUGUUUGAUGGUUAUAGAUGGUGAAACAUUGCUUGGGAGUGACUCCUGUAUUCUGUACACACACACAAUGACCGUUUUGGAGAUUUAAUCCUAUGUUUAAAUUCUGUUGUCACUCCCAGUACAUCAGUGUAUACACGGCCAGCGUGUUUGUACCAAGCAGGUACGAGUAUCAUUACAGGUAACAAACAUUGCUGUAGUGUGUGUGUUUGUGCAAAAGAAUAUUGUAUGUCUGAGUUUAUGCAAUCGCAAUCAAGUUUAUGUGAUGAAAGUAUUUCAAAGGAUUUGCCAUAUUUAUUUUUAUAGGCGUAUUUGACAGUCACACAAAUGUCGAAAUUAUUUCUAAGUAUUGGGGGAAAAACACAAAAAGUACAUGUAGAAAAGUCACCAGCAACCUAAACAUUCGUGGUUCAUUAGCUGAAAAUGCUUGAUAUAUACUGUGAAUACCAACUAGUUAAAACUUAGUAAUACACAAAAAAGGCCUGCUUCUGUCCGACCUCUGUUCAGCUGUUAAAAUGUGUAAUGUAAACAUACAAAACUCUGUUCCAAAACCUAACCAGCUGCCUAGAAAAAAAAAAUUUCACUCUUUUGUAAAGGCUUUCGAAAGAUGGAAAGAAAAAUUCUGCUGACUCAAAGUCAUUAUGAUUUUGUCUAAGCUAUUAAUGAAUAUAUGACAAUUCAUAUUUCAUUUGUCUAAUCUUAAUAUUUUAAUAGGUAGAUUGAGUAACUUGAGUCUAAAUUGGUUUGAUUCAUUUUAAAAUCCAUGAAGCCGCAUUCUCUCACUAAUCUCAAAGUAUUGCAGUACCCUUGUUUGCCGAUAGGUGCCCCCCAAGCAUAAAGGCAAAACUCCGCCUAUGAUCAAAGUUAUUCAUUUUGGAAAAAAUUGAAGUGGUGGACACAUUAAGAGAAAUGUUUAUCGUAAUCAUAACUAUUUAUUUUAAUUUAGUAAUGUGAUUACUGUAAAUCAGUAAUAUGUCAUUAGAAAAUUAUUAAUAUAUAAAAAAUGCACUUUUAUUCAUUAUAUGUGUGUGCUGUUUUUUUACAGCCUUUUUAGCCAUUCAUACAAAUUACAAAAACGUACAUUGUAAAAAAGAUUUGUUGGUUCAACUUAAAAAGUAAAUAACCUGGUUGCCUCAAGCCGCAUUCAGACAGCCAGCGAUGUGAUUGCUGUGUGUUGCCCGUCUCUUUCAAUGAGGCGUUUCUAAAUCUGCUUGUCAUAAACAAAUGAGUACCAUCCACGCCAGCAACUGACGAGAGAAGGAUAACGUAAACUUCACUGCUUCGUUCUCAUUGGUAGUCGCUCCCAAAAUUCGCUCGACAUUUUGUUAAACCUUUCUCGUGUCGCUGGACACGCCCAUACGGUCACCAAAGGUCACUUUCGCUCGUGCCGCCGGAAGUCACCCGGUUUCCAUUGAAAUGAAUGAGAUCGCGUCGCUCUGCUACUGCUGGUCUCUGUCUGUCUGAAUGGGGCGUUAUGCUGCGUUCAGACCAGCUGCGGUAGAGGCGUCAAGCGCGAGUGAUUUCAAUGUUAAGUCAAUGUGAAGACGCAUUGACGCGUGUCUGGAGGUCUCGCGGCACGAGUGAGACGUUUAGCGCAGCGCGUUACACGCGAUUCCGCCUCAUUCGCGCAAAUGGCGCGAAUUGAACGUUGCCGCGGGAAAGCCGCAAGUUGAAAAAUUUGGACUUUGACGAAAAAACGUGGCACGUUAACCAAUCAGGAGCUUGCUCUAGUAGUGACAUGAUUACAGAAAGCAAGCAGAGUCGCAGAAGCCCUUCCCAUGACGCGAAUUACCGUGUGAAUGUCUCGAUGACUAGAAUUACAUGCGCGAAUGAAGCGAGUAAACUCAAAAUGUUCAAGCGGCAAACUAGACGCGGUAGACGCGAAUUUGACACCUCAAACGCAGCUGGUGUGAACCCACAGUUAAAGUUCAGAAUAAAUUCAAUCUAAAAAAAUAUUAGUUAAAGGGGACAUAUCAUGAAAAUCUAAGUUUUUCCAUGUUUAAGUGCUAUAUUUGGGUCCCCAGUACUUCUAUCAACCUAGAAAAUGUGAAAAAGAUCAACCCAGUAUCUUAGUUUUGGUAAACCAUUCUCUGCAAUCAUGUGAAAAAAUAGGUCAUCAGAAUUUGGCUCCCUUUGUGAUGUCAUAAGGGGAUAAUACCGCCCCUUAAAGUCGGAGUGCACAAUGUUUGAAAGCCAAUGUUGAUAUUUGAAAUCACCUAAACAAACACGCCCCUACCCCAACAGAAUCUGGACCUUCUUUUAAAAGACCCGCCCCACACAUACGUAACCCGGCAAGGAUGUCGGUUAGUACAGUGGUUCCCAAACUUUUUCAGCGUGUGGCCCCCCUUGUGUACGGUGCAUCCCUUCGCGGCCCCCCAAAGAAAAUUUGUGACAAAAAACUGUUCUAAAACUCAACAUUAAAUUAUACAAAAAGUAGUGCUUUUGGUUAGUAGCCUGGUUUUUUUAGGUUUAAUUACACAGAGUUCAUGAUAAAUUAAUGUAUUUCAUAAAAUGUCAUAAAACUGGGGCCCCCUGGCACCAUCUCGCGGCCCCCCUGGGGGCCCCGGCCCCCAGUUUGAAAACCACUGGGUUAGUAGACACGCUCCUUACUGCUGAUUGGCUAUAAGUGUGUUUUGGUAGUCGGCCCGUCUCCUUUUCCAAAGCGUUUUUCAAACAUUGUGCACUCCGCUUUUAAUCAGCACUAUCCAACCGCAGCAGCUCAUUUGCAUUUAUAGGGACACACCCAAAAACUGCACAGUAUUGCUUACACAAAGUGCUGUAAUAAAUGAUCUAUACGGUAUUUUGAACUAAAACUUCACAUACGUAAUCUGGUGAUACCAAAGAUUUAUUUUACAUCUUAAAAAAGUCUUGUGAAAUGUCCCCUUUAACUAAAACAAAAUGUGUAAAAACAUUGUGUCAGUUAAUAUUUUUAGGUUGAAUUAACUAAAAAUUUAAAGGCAACCACGUAACUAAGUUGAACCAACAAAUCUUUUUUACAGUGUACAAAUGUGGUUGAACGAAUUAGUACGAAUUACCCACGAAGAUUGCAUUGUUUUUAGCACAAUGCUGAUGUCAAACAUUACAGGAAUGGGCUGUGAUUCAUAUAUUCUGUGUUUUUCGCAUGUAGUAGAAGGCUUUUCAUGUGUCAUUGAGAGUCGCUGAGUGUUUCAGUUAUUUAUGAGAUUUGGAUUUGUUGAGUCAGUAGACAGCGAGGCAGCUCAGUAGAUUUUGGAACAGAUCAACAGCCUCUCUAUAGUUGUUCUGUUACAGAUCUGAGCCAAUUCUUUGCUGUUACUAUGGUAAAUCACUGUUCUGUCAUCACAGAGACGUUUGUACAAGAACAUCAUUAUUGUAUCAACUGGUACUAGCAGGAUACAGUAGAGAACAGUCGUUUGAUUAUGAUUCAUUGGUGAACAGCUGUAGUAAAGGCAGGUAUGUUUAAUGUCACACACUGCUAAAGAAAAACUAGUAAUGUGCACUAGUAAACUAGUCAUCGCUGAAUAAAACAACUGAGUGUAAUCUGAUAUAUUGAUCUGAAGACAAAUGGUUAUAUUAUAAACUGAGCUGUUGUUAUCUGUGUCACAUCGUGUUUUACAGAGCGAUUACUGGAGUGAACCAAAUGUCUUUGUCAUGUUUUACCCCAAAAUGAAAAGGAAACCUGGAAAUAUCUU